CUGGGUACACAUCAGCAUGCAUUUACUGUACUACUGGGCUGGCUGCCCAUGUACCAUAUGUAUGCAUAUGACACGCUUGAGUUCCUCUUUAAACCUAAUCAUACUGCCUUAUCAGUAUAUUGUUUGCUAUCAUCAGGUACUUUUUUAUACUCGCAGUGAUAGGUUCUUCUUUCUCUUCGUUCAACACACGCGAGACAACAUGGUGGGAUUUGGCCCGCAGUCAGGCACACUCAGCCUUACCGUUAUAGAAGGCAAAGACCUUCCAGCAGCCGACAGGAACGGGUUUUCAGACCCCUUUGUGACCAUUUCUGUGAAUAACAAACUAUUAGAAGACGUUAAGUCAGAGAGGAUUAAACGAACACUAAAUCCAGUUUGGAAUUGGAGCCAAGAUAUUGCGCUCGAAGACUGCACCCAGGUGUCCAUCACUGUGUGGGAUUGGGACCGACUGGGUAAAAACGAUAAACUCGGAAUGAUUGCUCUAACAUGCCCGCUAAAAAAGCUUGUGGACCAAGAUAUCUGGGAAACGCUCAACACUGGCAAAGGUCAACUGCACGUGAAGUACCGUUUCAUCCCGGAAGACUUUGAGGGCAAUUCUCUGGACCCCACUGCCGAGGCUGUGUUGGCAGCCAUCAAGAAAGGUGUAGAAGGACAAGAGGGAGGCGAUGACGAGGAGUUGGAAUUGGGCGGAGCUGGGCUGCUGAGUGGCACCGCACAGACACGUAUAGUCGACGGUCGCCCGGUUAAUGUCGCACGCCCACACGCACCCUUGUUUGCGGAUAAGAAGGACAUUGUGCUGAACCCGGCGGUUCUCGGUAUCAGGCGGCUGUUGAAACCGGCUAUAUUCAAUAUGAUAUCGCUCUUCUUCUCGUACUGGCUGGGCAAACACGGGUACGGGGCAGUAUACGGUUUUUUUAUGGUGGUGAUGGCCUUCUCGCUGGAAGAGAUCUGGUCCGUGCGCGCGGUCAAGAUGGUCGCCAAGGACUUUGAGAAGGACUUUGACGAGGAGCACUACCCCGAUGACGAGACCGCGGAGUGGCUAAACGCCAUUUUGGACCGUGUGUGGCACAACUUCCCUCGCGUAGCUGAGAAGAUGGUGUCGGAUAUCAUAGCCCCGCAGCUCGACGCCAACAAGGAGAUGCUGGCGUUGAGCAAGCUGGAACUCGAGGACUUCGACUUUGGCACCCGCGCACCGAACCUGACGGACUUGCGCGUGGUGCAUGACGAGCCCAACGAGUUUAUCUUCGACUUUGACUUCGAUUGGGACUGGGACUUUGAGGUGAAGAUUCGGGCCACCAAGGGUGUCACCAUGCCGCUGGCCGUCAAAGACUUCAUGCUGCACUCGAAGUUCCGAGUGUUUAUCCAUUUGACACCCGACCGCGCGCCCUACUGCUCGUUUGCCUGGGUGCAGAUGAUCCAGAAACCCAAACUGGAUGUGUCUGUAGUACCGCUGGUGGAGAUCACGGCCAUUCCUGGCCUGGACGCGCUGAUCAAGAGCACCAUCCUGGGCAUCAUCACUAACCUUAUGGUACUGCCCAACCGCUUGGAGCUCGAUCUGGCAGAGAUCAUGCAGGUGGAGGUGCCUUUGGAGGACAUGUUGAACCCAGAGGCCCAUCGUGCGAAGCUGGAGUCGGAGAUGGAGUUUUCCAAGACCGGCAAGUCCGUGGCUGUGAAAUCACCGAAGCCGAAGAAUAAGAAGUAAACGUGAAUGUAGUGGAUUGUCAUGAGCAUGGGCGCCGCAAAACACAUGGGCCUUUGCCAAGCUGCGUAGGAGUGUUUAAGCAAUGCGCAGUGUCUGUCAUUUGCAUACCACUGGGACGCUUGUAUAUCUUAGACUGGAUCUAGGAAUGCUUUGUGAUCCAUCAAUUUCGUCUACCUGUUGAGUCGCAGACGUUGAUGCGGUUCCGCAUUGGUUGUACCAUAUUGCUUUAAAUAAACUGUUGACCUUG
This is a messenger RNA of Sphaeroforma arctica JP610, 1946 nucleotides long. RefSeq lists its product as hypothetical. The transcript has 2 exons. The coding region runs from base 17 to 1699 and encodes 560 amino acids. The record is from RefSeq and is a predicted model, not a curated record. NCBI's taxonomy places the organism in Eukaryota, Ichthyosporea, Ichthyophonida. Gene Ontology annotation, molecular function: lipid binding.